Messenger RNA from Carassius auratus (goldfish), 3572 nucleotides. RefSeq names its product nephronophthisis 1 (gene nphp1). Gene Ontology annotation, biological process: protein localization involved in establishment of planar polarity. The transcript is spliced from 20 exons. NCBI's taxonomy places the organism in Eukaryota, Metazoa, Chordata, Actinopteri, Cypriniformes, Cyprinidae. Gene Ontology annotation, cellular component: cilium; cytoplasm. Gene Ontology annotation, molecular function: protein binding. The record is from RefSeq and is a predicted model, not a curated record. Bases 1494 to 3458 code for a protein of 654 amino acids.
UGCCUCGGUCUGAUGGAGUAUUCCUGGUGUACAAACAGAUUGAGGAGUCCAUAACAACAGCUCUCAGAAGGAUCAGGCUUUCAACCUUGGAUCGGAGACAAAAUCUACAGACUGGAGCAAAGCAAUACAACUAACUUAAGGACUUUAAAAACUCAGAAUUUUGUAUUUGUAAGAUUUUUUUUUCAUUAACCCUCUCAAGGCAGGCGUUGCAGAUUUGCAACAGUAAAGUAACUAGAAACCUUAUUACUCCAGACACAUAUUUUAUGUAUCUGGAGUACUAAAAACUUUACUAAAGGUUUCUAAAGUUACUAAGUUACUAAAACUUAAUUUGAGCCUGAGAGGGUAAUGUUUGUUCAAGCCAUAAAUCAUAUUACCAUGUCUGUUCCUUUACUUUGUCAUUUUGAAUAAAUGAUAUUUUAUUAACCGUUGACUCGUUGAUAUAAAAAGUAAUCUGCACAUUAUUGUUGUGCCAUUGAGCUCAGGUUUAAUCCAACAAAAGUAAACUGUGAACAACAGUGUGUAUGUCCUAUUCAUUAAAUGACAGGACUUUAAAUCGGGGAAUGUGCUUUUAAGACAUCUUGGCAUAUUUAUAAUGAAAAGGGAAGUUUUUAUGACUUCAACACAAGUUUGAAAGAUUUUUUUUUAGAACUGGAAUUUACAGAUUUGUGUAUUCAAAUGUGGAUCUCAAAAGAAACUUGGAUUAUAUAAUUUGUCAAAUAUGUUGGGGUCCCUGAUUUAAAGUUUUAUUUUCUCUGUAUGCAACUUUUAUUUACUUAGAAGUACUUUCCAAGAAACUUAUUUUACCAGAUUACAGUCACAACCCAAAACGGAAAUGAAUGGGCUUUCUAUCAUAACAAAACUGCGUCGCAGGAACUAAGAUAUCUUAUAUAUUCAACAUAUAACAAGUUACUGAAUACGUCCGGACGAAACUACAAACUAAAAUAAAUAAACAAAUGUCUGCAUUUAAAAAAAAAAACUCUUACAUUAUCAACAACUGCAUAGCAAAUGGUACAUGAAAAAAAUAUUGGAGUCAAUUGAAGUUUAGUUAAAAACAUAAAAAAUGUGUUCUAUAUUAGCCGAAUUCCUCUAUGAACAAGCAGUUGACCAAAUAAAACCAUAUGGUUAAAAAAAUUCACAAAUAAAUUUUCAUAGAUGAGUUUGCACUUGUAAGUGCCAUAGAUAUAACAUAAACAUAUCUAUGCUAUGCUCUCUAAUGAAUCUCGCGCGCAGUGAUGAUGUAAUAACAGCGACGCGUAAAAAGUAUCUUAGCAACAUUAUCCGGAGCGUCUGUCAUGGCGCCUCCGAUGCUUUCUGUUUUAUUAAAUCUGAGCACGACUGGGACGUUUCUUUAAAUCACACAUUCAAAAUACCGUACAUGAUCAAAUUUGGUGUUGAAGACGAAUAGAAGAUGCCUCCGAAAAGGAGAGGACCACUUCAGACAGUCCAAAGAGAAACGGAUGACAUCAAGAGAAAGGUGGACGCUUUAGUGCAGCAUGCUGCAGAACCGGAUGCGUCUGACAGGACAGAGACCUUGGAGAGUUUUUGUGUUGCAUUUCAGGUGCAAAGAGUUACAGCGCGCAGUGGAGGAAAUUAUGAAGACUCUGAAGAAAUUAUCUAAAGCAGAUGAGCUGGCUCCAGUGGGGAAUUAUGACCAGUGUAAGAGAGAAGAGGAGAAGCGUUUGCUGACUUUAUAUGAGCGUCUACAGUCUCUAGCUGUUCAGCUAAAGCCUCAUGAUGAGAUGGCUGGACCUAGUUCGUCCCAGAGAGAUCAGGAGAACGAGGAGGAAAAUAGUGAUGAAGAAGAUGUGAGCUCUGAGGAUGAAGAUGCGGAAGAAGAAGUAAAGGAUAAUUAUGACAAUGACAAUGAUGAUGAUGAUGAUAAUGCGGACAGUGGUGAUGAGGAUAUCAGUCCAACUGCCUCAGGACAGGGAUCUGUCUCCUACAUUGCUCUCAGUGCAUUUAAGGGAGAGGAAGAAGGGGACCUCAGCAUCCAGAAAGGAGAGGGUUUGGAAGUUCUCUCUAAGAAUAAGGAUGGAUGGUGGCUGGCUCAAAACUCAAGAGGUCAGACGGGCCUGGUGCCCAAAACCUUCCUGAAGCCGUCUUCUCCACAGGAUAGUGAGAGAAAGGAUGAAGAUGUGGAUGAGGGGGAGAGUGAAGAGGAAGAGGAGGAGUCCAGCAAAACAUCCAAUUGGAACACAGUGCGGAAGGCUGUUACCGAGAUAGAUGCUACUGAUGUGCUUUCAGCAAUGGGUGCCAUCCCACCAGGCUUCAGACCCUCCACUCUCUCCAGACUCCUAGAGGAAGGGAGAUCUUAUAGAGCAAGUCACUUCAUUCAGCCCAAGCUUAGCCAGUCACAACUGUCCUUUAAAGAUCUUCAUAUGGACCCAGACACAGGCAAGGUUCACGGCCGGCCAUCUAGAGUGAGUUUAACCCUGACCCUGUGGAGCUGUCGAAUGAUCCCACCCCCCGGGGUCGGGUUACAGGUGCUCAGCAGGCACGUUCGGCUCUGUGCAUUUAACGGAACCCAGGUUUUGAGUAACAUUCACACUGUCAGAGCCACUUACAACUCGAAGAGCCCAAAGACCUGGAGCUUUUCUCCACGGAUGACUGGAAUGCUGCCCUGUCUGCUGGAUGGAGACUGUUUCCUGCGUUGUGAUUCUGAAUCUCCUGAUCUUGGAAUUCUGUUUGAACUGGGUGUGACCUACAUAAGGAAUUCCACAGGGGAGAGAGGAGACCUUAGCUGUGGCUGGGCGUUCCUUAAACUGUUUGAUGAAAGUGGAGCCCCCAUUGCUCUACGGACACAAGAGCUCACUGUUCAUGGUGGCACACCAUUUGAGAAAGAUAGUGACAUGGAUACCACAUCUACCAAAAGAGGAUAUCCUACCGGUGUGUUUCAGCAGAUGUUGCUGUCCAGGAAGAUCCCUAAACUCGUUGUUAAGCUCAAAUCAGUAAACACACGCAGCAGAGAGCUUCUGAAUCUGCUGCCUGACACUAUAGUAGGAAGUCUGUCCACAGUACAUCUCUUGGCAACAUACAGGCAAAUACUCGCUGAUGCUCUUUUACUGGACAGAGUCACCAUGUAUAAUGCAGAUCUGAUCUGCAGCUCGGUUCUAGCAUCUUUCCCUGAUGUUCUAGAUCAGCCAGACCUGAUGGAUGCAUUUAGGAAAUCAUGGACUGAAUCAGAGAGUAACCUGAGAAGAUCUGAUAAGAGGGAUAUUAAUGUGUUGAAGCAGAUGUUUGUGAGCGUUUAUAUGGGAAGCGUGUUUCCAUUGUUGUACUCUGCGGAGAUGCCUGCUCCCUGCUGGGCAGAUGAGGAAGUGGAAUCUCAGCGUGCUCGUAUUAUCUACAGCCCUUCCCAAAAAACCUCAGUGGAGACUCUGCUUUCCUCUCAAUCUUCACAUCAAGCCUUUGACAUCACACAGGUCUCCUAUGACCUCAUCAGCAGUGCCCAGCACUGAGUCUAGCGACUGAUGUAUAAUGGUCCUCCCAAAAUAUUUGAUUGUAUUUUUUAGUCUUUUAAAAAUGAAAAUUUAGCUACUAAACGUAUAAAUAAAACUGUUUAAUCUCUCAUA